UCUGCUGAUUGCAGCAGUAGUGAUAGUGUCGUCUGGUCUGUGCCGGCAGAGAAGUGGCGUAACGCAGGGCGGUUGGAUUCUAACGUCAGUGAAGUGUUGCUGAUUUGUCUGUGAAAGUUGAUGAAGUGUACUUAAAGUCGCGUGAUUAUUAAAAUGUCACCGAAAGAAGUAAAAAUAGUCCCAAGUGAAGAAGAAGUAAUCAAAACACUCUGUGAAUUAAUUCAAGACAUUGCCAGAACGGCGAUACAGCGAGACGAUGUUUUCAAAGUUGGAUUGUCAGGUGGAUCUCUUACAAAAUUCCUUACGGUUGGUCUCCCGAAAAUUGAAACAGAUUGGGCGAAGUGGAGACUAUUUUUUUGUGACGAGAGGGUUGUGCCUGUUGAGAGCGCGGAUUCAACUUAUGGGGUUUACAAGAGUUCUCUAAUUGGGACCGUACCUCUUACCGAGGAGCAGUUCAUCAAAAUCGAUCCACACUUAACAGCUGAGGAAGCAGCAAAAGACUACAUUCAAAAAAUGGCAGUGCAUUUUCCUCCAGAUUCACUACCUAGGUUUCAUUUGUUGUUGCUUGGAAUGGGACCAGAUGGGCACACAUGCUCACUUUUUCCUGAUCACAGACUUCUGGAGGAAACCUCAGUGUGGGUGGCACCCAUAACUAAUUCACCUAAACCACCAGCCUCAAGAAUUACUUUAACAUUUCCUGUGGUGAACAAUGCAGAGUGCUGCAUUUUUGCCCUUACUGGUGCUGGCAAAGCAGACAUUGUCAAGCGUGUCCUGAAAGACGAAGAGCCUCUGCCAGCUGCUAGAGUGAAGCCAACAGAUGGGAAGCUUUACUGGAUUCUUGAUAACAGUGCUGCUGCACAUAUAACGGAUAUGUGACUUAACAAUGAUGGUACACCCUGGUACUCGUGCUGUACUCAAUUUGCUCACAUCACCUAUUUUGUAAAAUGAGAUAAACCAAAGGAUGAACUGAUAUGACAAAGAAAUGCAACUGAAACAUGUCAUGCAGAAUUUUUUUAAUAGUGUUGAGAGACUGGUGUAAUUUUUGCCUAUUGAUAUAUAAGCUAUUACUCACAGCUUGGGGGAGGAGGAGGUAUGUGGUAAGUGCUUACUGUAGAAGUCUGUUCUAUUAAGUUUUGUUUCAUUUCAGAGAAAUAUGUGAAAUUGCAUUGACAUCCAAAAACAGUCAGAAAUUCAGCAUAUUGUUGAAUGUCAUUUGGGGAAAUGCUUGAAAUACAUGAGGGCCCACUUAUCUCAAUACCUGUGAUAGUUACAUAAGAAGUAGCAUUUAUAACUUUAGUAAAGGAGUAACAUUUUGACACAUUACUGUGUUUUAUACGAUAUCUCCAUUCUUACUUUUUACCAACGUGUUAAUUGUACUUUUCCGUGUGUGUGUGUGUGUGUGUGUGUGUGUGUGUGUGUGGUUUUUUUGAGAGACCAGCUUUGUGGCCAUGAUAAGACAACUGCUUCCAGGGUUACUGGAAUGCUUUAAGAACACUUUAUACCAUAUCAGCAGGCAGCAUGAAAGUUCAGACGUACAUUUAAGAAUUUAUAUAAAUCAGCUUGUUAUAUUAAAAGUAUUUCAAUUUUUCAGUCUGAUUGACGGUAGAAGUGUCCUAAAAGUUAAUGUUCCUUUUUGUAAUAAUGCAUUUCCUCAGCUUUUUAUAAAUUUGUUAUCUUCGUAUGCAAGUGUAGAUUUUCAGUUUUGUUCUUUGUCAUCUAGUGAAGGAAAUGGUGCUGUUUCGUUCUGUUUAACAGCAUUAAUACAUUAUCCACGAGAUGGAUUGUCUCUAACAAACAAAGAUCUACAUGUAUUGAAAGACUGUGACAUAAAUAAUUAGGAAUAUUAUCUAGAUAAUGUCAGGUAUAACAUUUCUGUGCUUUUUCUUUUUGUACAGCUUUUGUGUGUGUGUGUGUGUGUGUGUGUGUGUGUGUGUGUGUGUGUGUGUGUGUGUGUAAAAUUUUUCUGUAUGGUAACACAAAGCAGGAAGCAAAUAAGGUCAGUAAGCAUGAGAUUACUUUGUUGAGGGAAGGGGAACUUUUCAGUGUGUAAAGUAAAGUAAACAAUAUGAUGUAGUUGCUUUCAUAGUCAACUUGCUCGGUUAUCAUCACAUAAACGGCAAGCAUUUAUUUUAAAAUUUCCACAAUGAAGUUUGCAUAUCAUUCCUGUUGCUGGAAGGAACUGGACUGAGUUGUAGAAAAAUCUCAUGGACUAUCCAUUUCAGAGAGUAUUGGAAUACUUAUUUUUUUCAGUCUCUGUUACCACAAUGUGUUGUAUAAUUAUCUGUUAUGUGAUCUCUGUGCCAUUUCACUUUGUUCUCUCUCUCUCUCUCUCUCUCUCUCUCUCUCUCUCUCUCUCUCUCUCUCUCUCGACAAAACUUGGAGUUUGAUAUUAAGUAGCUUUUCGUAUAGAUUGUGAAUGGUUUGGUGUAAAGUCAUCUUUGUUGAAUAUGCUUGCAUUUAAUCUUCCACUACCGUUAGUGAUAUUAAGAGUUAUUUUACCUGUUGUUUUUCUGUGAGAGAAUUCAGUCUGACUUUGCAAUAAAGUAAAAGCAGCCAAGUAUGUACUGUUUCUUUUUUUAAAUUUAGUGUCACAAUAUUAUUUUUUCCAGAAAUAUUGUAGUACUGUAUUUUUAAAUAAUGUUGUCUGCAGACAGUUACCAAUAUGUAAUUCGUGUAACAGAUAUUGUUGUUUAUGGUUUCAGUGAACUACAGUUCAAAAUAUUUUCUUACACACUACUAAAUUCAGCUUUCAUGUGCCAUAUUUUAUGACAGAGAUGCAGUAUUUUUAAUUUGUGUUCUGGAUGUAGUAAACUGGUGAUGUAACAUAGCAUGAAACUAAUGUCAUAAAUCAUUUGCUUUAGAGAUAAUACACAUGUUGUAUAGCCUGAAAAUUUGUGGGCAAAUGCUGCAGAACAUGUCUCAGAUUGUACUAGAAUUGUGGUGUGGUGAUUUAAUGUUUACUUGUUGUAUAGACUGUUCUUCAUAAUUUGUUCAACAAUAAAACCAAGAUUUUAUAAUUUA
Schistocerca piceifrons (Central American locust) is the source of this 3021-nucleotide messenger RNA. Its product is annotated as 6-phosphogluconolactonase. Gene Ontology annotation, biological process: carbohydrate metabolic process; pentose-phosphate shunt. The coding region runs from base 154 to 876 and encodes 240 amino acids. The record is from RefSeq and is a predicted model, not a curated record. Gene Ontology annotation, molecular function: 6-phosphogluconolactonase activity. NCBI's taxonomy places the organism in Eukaryota, Metazoa, Arthropoda, Insecta, Orthoptera, Acrididae. The transcript is spliced from 4 exons.